Molecule: messenger RNA, 3741 nt
Organism: Knipowitschia caucasica
Lineage: Eukaryota; Metazoa; Chordata; Actinopteri; Gobiiformes; Gobiidae
Source: the annotation of a GenBank genome assembly
AUGUGGGUGCCUGAACUCCUCUUUUUUAUUUAUUACAGUGUCAGUUGUUCUGCACAGGAAAAUGCUCUUCCGGUGCCAAGCGUGCAUCUGCAGUCCCAGUGGUCUGAGGUGUUUCCGUCUGAACUUGUCACAUUAAACUGUGACAUACAGAGUGAGGACUGGGCCAUUGUGUGGUACAGAGAUGAGCAGGAGGUCCCUGACAGCUCUGUGACUCUCUCUGAGGAGAACAAGAUACUGAAUUUUAAUGCACUUUCACACUCACAGAGUGGACAGUACAGCUGUAAAGGCCGGCGCAAAACCAACGCCUCUGUCAGCACAACACGCAGCAACGCUGUGCAGAUCACUGUCCAGGAACAAAAGCUGAAUCCAGCAAUAACCAUCGAUGGGAACCUGCGAAACAUAUUUGUUGGUGAAUCGUUCAAACUGAGAUGUUCAGUCCGUGAGCAGUCUUUGUGGAAAUAUGUAUGGUACCGGGACGGUACCAUCAUACAUCGAUCUUCAGAGGAGGAGCACAUUGUGGGGUCUGCAGCGGUCACUGAUACUGGAAACUACCACUGCAGAAUAAAGAGAGGAGGAGUGACGGUCAGCUCAGACAGUAAUACUAUCAGUGUUCAAGUAACAGAUGUCCCCACGCCUACAGUGAAGUUGUUAAGUCCCUGGUCCGAUGUGAUUAUGAAGGAGAAGGUGUUGCUAAGAUGUGAGACUCUGGGGCCAGACUGGACCUUCAGCUGGUUUAAAGACGGACAAGCGGCUUCUAGUCCAAACCUAAAAGUCACUGAUCAGGGAGGAGCACAGCUUACGAUCACCGCUGUUUCUAAGAGUCUGCAGAGGAAAUACACCUGCAGAGCCCAACAUAACACCAGACACGUCCUCUCUGCGCAAAGCCAACCAGUUACAAUCACUGUACAUGAUACACCCAAACCCACGCUCUCCAAAACCCCUGCACUCCCCAGGCUGUAUAUUGGUGAGACAGUGACCUUCUCGUGUGCGGUGUCUCUGUCUGGUGGGUGGACGUUCAAGUGGUUCAGAGAUGAUGUAGAAAUUGGACGCUCAGAUCCCACUCUCAGCAUCACCCUGGGUCGGUCUGAUGCAGGGGGGUACUCCUGCAAAGCCCUCAGGGGCACUGGAGGAGAAACUCACACCAGUGACAAGAUGACACAAGCUGUUUCUGAUGUCCCCACGCCUACAGUGAAGUUGUUAAGUCCCUGGUCCGAUGUGAUUAUGAAUGAGGAGGUGUUGCUAAGAUGUGAGACUCUGGGGCCAGACUGGACCUUCAGCUGGUUUAAAGACGGACAAGCGGCUUCUAGUCCAAACCUAAAAGUCACUGAUCAGGGAGGAGCACAGCUUACGAUCACCGCUGUUUCUAAGAGUCUGCAGGGGAAAUACACCUGCAGAGCCCAACAUAACACCAGACACGUCCUCUCUGCGCAAAGCCAACCAGUUACAAUCACUGUACAUGAUACACCCAAACCCACGCUCUCCAAAACCCCUGCACUCCCCAGCCUGUAUAUUGGUGAGACGGUGACCUUCUCGUGUGCGGUGUCUCUGUCUGGUGGGUGGACGUUCAAGUGGUUCAGAGAUGAUGUAGAAAUUGGACGCUCAGAUCCCACUCUCAGCAUCACCCUGGGUCAGUCUGAUGCAGGGGGGUACUCCUGCAAAGCCCUCAGGGGCACUGGAGGAGAAACUCACACCAGUGACAAGAUGACACAAGCUGUUUCUGAGGUCCCUGUCCCUCAGCUGAAGGCCCUCACUCCUUGGCUGGAUGUGUUCCCCUCUGAGGCAGUGGUGCUGGGCUGUGAAGCCUCCUCUGCUCCACACGACUGGACGUACGAGUGGAUGAAAGACGGGCAGAAAAUGUUGUCACCCUCUCAUCACACGCUCAACAUCAACUCCGCAUCAGCCGCUGAUGUUGGCCAGUACAAAUGUAGAGCCGUGCUGAAGGGCAGGCGAGUCACCACCUCCUUCAGCACAGGACUUGCUCUCACGGUGUACACUGAGAAACCCCAACCUUUACUGGUCCAGUCUCCCGACUACUCCACGCUCUUUCCCCAGGAGCCUCUGUCCCUCCACUGUCGCAUCACUGAGUCCAGCGGGUGGCACUUUGUGUGGUACAAAAACAAUGUACAGCUGCCAUCUACUGCAGAGAAGUAUGAAGUCAAGUCUCCUGAUGCCACACACUCCGGCUCAUAUUCAUGUCAGGCCAGAAGGGGCCAGAUUCACAGCUUCAGCACCGACUUGAGUCAUGAAAAAAAAGUUGAAAUAAGAAAGGAUGCUCCGGUACCGGUGCUGUCGCAGUUGCCUGAUGUGGACACAGUGUACAUGGGAGAAAUUGUAAUAUUUUAUUGCAAACUGAACCUGUCGUCAGACUGGGAGUAUCACUGGUACAAACACAACCAGAACAUACCUGUUGUCAGCGAUUCCUACAGUAUUAUAGUCAACGCAACACACGGACAGAGAGAAGUUUAUAAAUGCAAGGCCAAAAGAAAGAAAACCUUGUUUGAAACGGAGAGCCAGGAAAAACACAUAACUAUUUCUGACAUUCCUAUUCCGUCUGUGAAGUCCUUAACUCAGUGGUUGGACGUCUUCCCAAUGGAGACUGUAAAGUUGCAUUGUGGGAUGGAGACUGGGGCGUCUGAUUGGAUUUACAUUUGGAACAGAGAUGGACGGACAAUUGCACAAAAUGAACAAAGUACGCAGAGAAACCAGAAUGGCAGUGUUCUGACUAUUGUCUCCUCUGUGUCACUCGCGGGGCAGUACUGCUGCAUGGCAAAGCACAGGAGAAGACCAGUCAACAGCAUCAACAGUUCAGCAAUAAGACUUCAGGUGUACGAUGAAAAGCCCAGAGUUACACUUGUCCAAGAUCCAAAAGAGAAGACCUUCUACACUGAUGAUCCAGUGUCUUUCAGUUGUGGAGUCAACGUGUCGUCCGGGUGGGAGUAUUCAUGGUACAAAAACAAUGUUUUUUUGGAAUUUGGACCAAACCACACUAUCCGGCACGUUCACACAUCGCACAGUGGAGAUUAUAAAUGCCUGGCCGGAAGAGGACCGUUUCAAACAGAUCACAGUCAGAGUGCGAUUAUUCAAGUCAAAGAACGACCCUCAGCAUCUGUACUUCUGCUAACAGGCUGGUCUGAGGUGUUUUCCACAGACAGCCUUGUGCUCCAAUGUGAGGCAAGAGAUAGUGAGGAUAAGGAUUGGGAAUUCCAAUGGUUCAAAGGAGAUGAAAAGAUUGAGCAGCCGCUUUCUUAUGAACAUACGGUCACGCCCCAGAAUGAUCCUGACCAGAGCCAGUACAUGUGCCAGGGCGUCCGCUCCGGAAGGCCGUCUUACACCAAACACAGCCAACCGUUGAAAACAACCAACCUGUUGUUGAAGAGGAGGGUCCUUCUGUCCAUCUCUGGGUGUUUAGUGUUUGGACUUUUCACUGUUUUUCUUGGCUGCAUUGUCUUGAGAGUUUUCCGCAAGCAAGAUGCUAAACUUGUUCAUGUUGUUGACCAAGAGAAGCCAGAAGAGGUUGACCUAUUUCUGACAACGGCAGAGCUAUCAAAACACGCACCGAAUCCUAUGGCUGAGUAUAUUACCGAUGAAGACCUAACAGGCAUUGAAACAAAGGAUGAUGAAAAUGGAACAGUGGAUUGUGACACGACACUUUUACCGAGAGCAUCCGAAGAGAAUCAAGCAACACCCUCUGAGAGCAACUGUGCAACUGGGAAUAGUGAGAUGGUUUCAUUCAAGCAUUGA